This is a messenger RNA of Limanda limanda (common dab), 1236 nucleotides long. RefSeq names its product matrix metallopeptidase 13b (gene mmp13b). NCBI's taxonomy places the organism in Eukaryota, Metazoa, Chordata, Actinopteri, Pleuronectiformes, Pleuronectidae. Bases 19 to 1236 code for a protein of 405 amino acids. Gene Ontology annotation, molecular function: metalloendopeptidase activity; zinc ion binding. Gene Ontology annotation, biological process: proteolysis; extracellular matrix organization; collagen catabolic process. Gene Ontology annotation, cellular component: extracellular matrix. The record is from RefSeq and is a predicted model, not a curated record. The transcript has 10 exons.
AAGACCAAGAUCAAGGAGAUGCAGAGUUUCUUCAAACUCAAGGUGACAGGGAAUCUGGAUGACAACACGCUGGAGUUUAUGAAUCUUCCCCGAUGUGGUGUCCCGGACAUCGGGGAGUACAACCACUUCCCUCGAGACCUCAAAUGGCCUAAUAACGACGUCACAUUCAGGAUCCUGAAUUACACACCAGAUCUGAAGAAGUCUGACGUGGACAGAGCCAUUCGCACUGCGCUGAACGUUUGGUCUGAUGUCACGCCUCUGACCUUCAAGAAGCUCCACAAUGGCAUCGCUGACAUUAUGAUCAGUUUUGGGUCAAAAGAGCAUGGAGACUUCAACCCUUUUGAUGGGCCUGAUGGUCUGCUGGCUCACGCCUACCCGCCGGGCCAAGACAUCGGAGGAGACACUCACUUUGAUGAGGAUGAACACUGGACCAAAGAUUCAUCCGCCUACAACCUGUUUAUAGUGGCCGCCCACGAGUUGGGCCACGCCCUCGGUAUGUCCCACUCCGCAGACGCCGGUGCCCUGAUGUAUCCCAUCUAUGCAUACAGCACAGGCUUCGUUCUGGCUGAGGAUGACAUCGAAGGCAUUCAAGCUCUCUACGGUGAUUCAGACAAAUCUCCAAACCCAGACCACAAGAAGGUGAAGCCAAAGCCUGAUGCACCAGACAAGUGUGACCCCAAGUUGAGUUUUGAUGCUGCCACAGAACUCAGGGGGGAGACCAUCAUCUUCAAAGACAGAUUCUACUGGCGUCUCCAUCCUCAGAUGCCUGAGCCUGAACAGACUCUGAUCCAGUUCACGUGGCCCUCCCUCCCCAACAAGGUGGACGCAGCUUACGAGAACCCAGAGAAGGACCAGGUCAUCAUAUUCAGUGGGAUCCGAAUGUGGGCUUUGAACGGAUACAACCUCGUGGAUGGUUACCCUAAAUACAUCCACAAACUCGGCCUCCCCAAAACCGUAAGGAAAGUGGAUGCGGCUGUGCACAUCAAAGACACGGGCAAGACUCUGCUCUUCACUGACGAGGAAUACUGGAGCUACGAUGAAGCAACAGGCACCAUGGACAGCGGAUACCCACGAACCAUUGAGGACGAUUUUCCUGGAAUGGAUGACGAGGUUGAUGCUGCUCUUUAUCAAUACGGAUACUUGUAUUUCUUCCAUGAUCACGUGCAGUAUGAAUACAGCUACACCUCGAGGAAGGUCGUACGCAUCAUGUGGACCAACUCCAUUCUCAACUGCUGA